GGUGAAUGCGUUUCAGUCAAAGUUGGAUUCCUCCCACUGUCUCCUACAGACGACGUGUUUUCGAGUUUAGUCUGUUGUUUGUGCUGCACUGAGCCCCUUCACGAUGGUGCCUGGUCAGGCUGCGAGUGAUAGCGAGCCUGAGAGCUCCCCAAAGGGGAUUCCCGUCGUCGACUUUGCCAACUGGAAGCGUGGCUCCUCGCGAGAGGAACGGAUGAAGGUGGCCCAGGAAAUUGUGUCGGCAUGCAGAGACGUCGGCUUUGUGUACAUUGUGAACCACGGAAUGGCUCCUGAAAAAGUAGCUGAAGCAUUCGCCUGGUCGGAGAAGUUUUUUAAUCUCUCCUCAGAUGAGAAACAAAAAGCUCCUCAUCCAAGCGGUGCCUCGGUUCAUCGCGGAUAUUCGAGUCCCGGGCUUGAAAAGGUUUCGCAGGCAAUGAGCGACAAGGAGGACCCGGAGCUCGCAAAGAGACUGCGAGAGAUAACUGACUACAAGGAAAGUUACGAUAUAGGAAGCGAUGGAAAUCAGGAUCAGCCGAAUGUGUGGAUUCCUGAAGAGAUGCUGCCGGGAUUCCGCAGUUUCAUGACACAGUUCUACUGGGACUGUUUCGAAGUGACAAAAAAUGUCCUGGGGGCAAUCUCGAUCGGAAUUGGCCUGGAAGAAGAAGAUUAUCUGCUGAAGUUUCAUUCAGGGCACAAUAACCAACUUCGAUUGCUGCACUACCCUCCUCUCCCAGCGGCGUUGCUGGAGGAGCAAAAGUAUGCGCGUAUGCCCUCGCAUACUGAUUGGAGUACGAUCACGUUCCUAUUUCAAGAUGAGUGUGGCGGGUUAGAGGUUGAAGACAUUCGCAAUAAGGGUCGUUAUAUAGCUGCAACGCCAAUCAAAGAUGCGAUAGUUAUGAAUGUCGGAGAUCUUUUACAGAGAUGGAGCAAUGAUUAUCUCCGCUCAACUUUUCAUCGGGUUACGUUACCACCUCUCUCUGACCGCUACGAGGGGUUCAAUCGUAUGGUUCGUGGACGUUACUCCAUUCCCUACUUCACUGCUCCAGACCCUACGUCGGUUAUCAAAUGCCUUCCUUCGUGUGUGAGCGAGGACAAGCCUGCGAGCUAUCUCCCAAUCACCCAGCACGAUUAUAAUCGCCUUCGCGCAACAACCCAUUAUGAAACUGCAGCUACCAAUACUGGGAGUGGCGCUGCGUAUUGAUACUCGACAGCACAGACUCGAGAGUGACUGGGCUAACUCUGAGAAAGUCAAGCUUCAUCCUUCAAGCGACGAUUUGACCCGGACUAGGGAAACUGUUUCCGGUUCUUAAGUUUUCUUUGAUGAAAUAUUUAUUAUGACUAUGAUGGGGCCUAGGAGUCUACAUCUCUUUAUGGGAGAUAUAUCUGAAACUGGAUCAUCGAUCACUUGAUAUUCAAUAUUGAUGGACGCAGUUGGCCAACUUCCCUUGGCAAACUCCAGUACUUACUUUCUUUGCUCUCUACUCGUAACUAUCGCUCAUGAAAUUUCGGUCAUCCCAUAACAUUCCUGCGAGUGUCAUUGAGCAGUAAGCGGUAUUUGAGGGCUAAAACUUUGUUAUUUAACUAUAAUUGUCAUCAUGACAUCUAUACAACAGUCAAAUGUAUUGUAUGAGUCAUGUUUCCACUUUCGAGUGCAGCUCUGUGGUUUAGCUUAGGGCUAGGGAGAUGUGCCAGCAAAUUGCGAUACGCUUAUUUCUUGAUGCUCACAAUCAUGGUAGCUGGGACAUAUCUGGCGGCGGUUGGGCCAUCGUGGUGUCCAAAUAGGCAAGGCCAGUCACAGGGCUGAAUCCUGCAUCCUCUAAAAGACUUCCAAAUGGAAACGACGUAAAAAGCGAUGAAAAAUCCUCGUUCUGGUGGCAAGGAAAGAAACUGGUACCUAUCCCACUGCUCGCUGCAUCGGCUAAAUCUCGUUCCUGGGCAGCAUGCCUAGUUCUACCAACGUGGUGUUCGGCCAUUGAAUCCGGAGAGAGCAUCUGAGGUAUCCUGCUUUCAUCAAUUGUUUGUUGGUAGUAACCUAGGUUACUGCCUGCGGCGUUGCUGGUCGCCUCUGCGGACGGCGGUUUCAAGAUGCAUUCGAAAAGACGUCGAGUCCACACCACAAUCGGCCAUAGCUCUUCAAAUUUGCUCAGCACAGUCAUCGACAAGUUGGCCCAAUGUUCGGAGAUCAUUUUUAUAUAAUCAUCCCCUUUGCGGAUAUUUAUAAUGUGGAUAACCAGUGAGGCGAAGAUCCCAGAA
Messenger RNA from Coccidioides immitis RS, 2250 nucleotides. RefSeq lists its product as uncharacterized. Bases 104 to 1198 code for a protein of 364 amino acids. The transcript is spliced from 3 exons. Gene Ontology annotation, molecular function: dioxygenase activity. The record is from RefSeq and is a predicted model, not a curated record. NCBI's taxonomy places the organism in Eukaryota, Fungi, Ascomycota, Eurotiomycetes, Onygenales, Onygenaceae.